AUGGAAGAGAUAACAGCAGCACCGCAAGACGACGAUCCGGUUGCCCAACGGCGUGGGUCAACCGCCGCGGCCUGGCUGCUGCUCUACAGUGUCGCCAUGUUCACGUUACCUUUUGUAGCCUUCUACGGCACGCGGUAUGGCAUGACGCACUACUUGCACAUCGAUGGAUUUCCCAACACUUGCGGUUCCGUCGUGGCCGCCGUGCUGGUCGUGAACGUGAUCAUUUUCCUGUACGCGGUACGCGGAUACGAGGACGCAAAGGACGACGAUGACCAAAAGCCGGAGGAGGAAACGAACGAUGAUGGAAAGGGCGAGACGAAAAAAACGAACUAG
Messenger RNA from Anopheles coustani, 333 nucleotides. RefSeq lists its product as uncharacterized. Gene Ontology annotation, cellular component: endoplasmic reticulum membrane. NCBI's taxonomy places the organism in Eukaryota, Metazoa, Arthropoda, Insecta, Diptera, Culicidae. The transcript has a single exon. Gene Ontology annotation, biological process: vacuolar proton-transporting V-type ATPase complex assembly. The coding region runs from base 1 to 333 and encodes 110 amino acids. The record is from RefSeq and is a predicted model, not a curated record.